CCAAACCUUACAAAGAACUAUAAUUUCUUAGCAAACAAUGACAUACUUGGUUAUCUUUACUUUGCUCAUUUGCUUGUUUAUUUUUUGCUACUUUUUCCGCAACAAAAAUGGUAUCCCAACUAAUUGGCCUCUUGUUGGGAUGCUUCCUGCACUCUUCCAAAACUUUCACAGAAUCAAUGAAUUUUUCAUUGAAAUUAUGGAGAAAUCAUCUGAGCUAACGUUUCUAUUUAAGGGCCCUUGGUUCAGCAACAUGAACGUUAUAGUUACCGUUGAUCCUUCCAACGUUCACCACGUGCUUAGCAAGAGCUUCGGAAACUAUGUCAAAGGCCCUAAAUUUAACGAAAUUUUCGAAUAUCUUGGAGAUGGGAUCUUUAACUCGGAUUCUAGUUUGUGGCAGUAUCAUCGAAGAUUGGCUCAUUCUUUCUUCGGCCAUCCCAAAUUCAAUUCAAUUUUUAUGAAGAAAAUUUGGGAAGAGAUGGAAAGUAGACUCAUCCCAUUGCUCAAUAAUGUCUCUAAGCAUGGUGUUGAAAUCGACUUGUAUGAUACGUUUAAAAGGUUUACUUUUGAUAAUGUAUGUAACAUUCUCUUGGACUAUGACCCUAAAUUUCUCUCACUCGAUUUGUCACCUAUUCCACUCUUCCAAGCCGUGAAUGAUGUAGAAGAGGUGAUUUUUCGGCGUCAUGCUAUGCCAACAUCUAUGUGGAAAUUUAUGAGAUGGUUGGGUGUAGGGGAAGAGAAAUACCAAAAAGAUUGCCAGAUGAUUUACGAUUUCACUAACAAGAUGAUAGCUAUGAAGAGAGCAGAAAGGAAACUCGAUAAUCCUAAAGAAGAAAGUGAGGUAAUAUUCGACAACUUAUUGACAAUUUAUAUGAAUGAGGUAGAAAAUCAUACAACUCCAACAAAUAGUAGCAACGGUGAUGAGUUUUUAAAGGAUGCGUUUUUAAAUUUUUUCAUAGCAGGAGGUGAUACAACUAGUGUUGCUUUAUCUUGGUUAUUUUACCUUCUUACCAAAAACCCACAUGUCACUAAUAAGAUUAGAGAGGAAUUAAAUGCUAUAAUGGUAGAAAGAGACGAUGAUGAUAAUAAUGACGAUUUUUUAAGGAAGUUUACUAAGCACAAAAAUGAGCUAGUAUAUCUUCAUGGUGCAGUAUGUGAAACAUUAAGAUUAUAUCCAUCUGUACCAUUCAACCACAAGAAUUCAAUUGAAUCGGAUAUACUUCCUAGUGGUCAUCGAAUUAAACCGAAUAUGCAAAUCAUCUUCAACAUGUAUGCCCAAGGAAGGAUGAAAUCAAUUUGGGGAGAUGAUUGUAACGAGUUUAAGCCCGAGAGAUGGAUAACGGAACGAGGAAACAUUAAGUUCGAGCCAUCGUACAAGUUUUCUGUUUUCGGGGCAGGGCCGAGGAUUUGUCAAGGAAAGGACAUGGCUUUAACCCAAAUAAAGAUUGUUGCAGCUGCCAUAAUUCAAAGGUAUGAUAUAGAAGUUGUCCAAGGACAUCAAGUUGUUCCUGAUGUCUCCCUUAAACUUCAAAUGAAACAUGGUUUUAAGGUUAAAAUUGUUCGAUGUUAAUAGUAAUAAAGUGCGUGAUUGUUGAAGAUAACGAGUACGAUUAUCUUAGUGAAUUUGAUGUAUUGUUGUUUUGUAUUGUGAAUUCGCAUUGUUUCUAUGAUUAAAAUGAGUGUAUGUGUGUGUGUUAAUUUUUUUUUUUUUUGGUAACAAUAUGUGUUAAAGAAAUAAAUAAAUUUUUAAGUGUAGCUAAUAAUUUUUAUCCGAUUAAAACCUAUUUUUAGUGUACGUGCAGUGUUAACAUCAUAAUGAAACAGAGGUUGUAUGAGUGUAUAAGAUUGAAUGAACUUUCUUAGUGUAAUAGUGUCAUAGGUAACAUCCAACACUACAAUAUACAAUAUGGGCUUGUUUGGCAAUUGGCUUUUUUUUUAUGGUUUUUGGCUUUUGAUUUGGUUAACAAGCCAAAAAAUAUGUUUAAGUUAUUUGUUGUUGGCUAAAAAGCUAAACAUUCCCUCGAAAGCUAGUAAGACUAGCUUUUUUGUGUUGGUUGUUAGCCUUUAUACUUACUCUUACAUUAUUUUUUUUCCCUAGUUAACUAC
Chenopodium quinoa (quinoa) is the source of this 2103-nucleotide messenger RNA. Its product is annotated as alkane hydroxylase MAH1-like. The record is from RefSeq and is a predicted model, not a curated record. Gene Ontology annotation, molecular function: heme binding; oxidoreductase activity, acting on paired donors, with incorporation or reduction of molecular oxygen; monooxygenase activity. Bases 38 to 1567 code for a protein of 509 amino acids. The transcript has a single exon. Lineage: Eukaryota; Viridiplantae; Streptophyta; Magnoliopsida; Caryophyllales; Amaranthaceae.